Molecule: messenger RNA, 579 nt
Organism: Eptesicus fuscus (big brown bat)
Lineage: Eukaryota; Metazoa; Chordata; Mammalia; Chiroptera; Vespertilionidae
Product: RNA polymerase II subunit A C-terminal domain phosphatase SSU72-like
Exons: 2
Biological process (GO): termination of RNA polymerase II transcription
Cellular component (GO): nucleus; mRNA cleavage and polyadenylation specificity factor complex
Molecular function (GO): RNA polymerase II CTD heptapeptide repeat phosphatase activity
Source: RefSeq, a predicted model, not a curated record
UCCCCUCCCCUGCGCCUGGCCGUUGUGUGCUCCAGUAACCAGAACCGGAGCAUGGAGGCCCACUACUUCCUUAGGAAACGGGGGUUCAGCGUCCGGUCCUUUGGCACAGGGUCCCACGUGAGGCUUCCAGGACCAGCACCCAACAAGCCCAACGUUUAUGAUUUCCAAACCACCUACGACCAGAUGUACCAAGAUCUCGUUCAGAAAGACAAAGACCUCUACACGCAGAACGGCGUUUUGAGCAUGCUGGAGAGAAAUAAGCGAAUCAAGCCCAAGCCAGAAAGGUUCCAGAACUGCCAAGAUGUGUUCGACCUGAUCCUCACCUGCGAAAAGCGAGUGUACAACCAGGUGGUGACAGAGCUGAAUUCCAGGGAGCAGGUGACCUGCCAGCCGGUGCAUGUCAUCAACGUGGAUAUCCAGGACGACGAAAACGAAGCCAUCUUGGGGGCGUUCCUCCUCUGUGAGCUGUGCCAGUGCAUUCUCCUCGUGGAUGACAUGGAGAACGACCUGGAUGAGCUGCUGCAGGAAUUCGAGGAGAAGUGUGGCCGGCCCUUCCUGCACACCGUCUGCUUCUACUGA